AUGGAGGAAUCGCAAAAUACUUCAAAUUCUACGCAGAAACAAACGCUUGGGAAGUCUAAAUCCAAGACAACUGCCAGCAAAACUUCUAAAGAACCUGCUAGGGGUCCAGCUGACGAUUCAUGUAUUUCCAAAACCACUGAAAAGACCUCAAAAGACUUUGGCGCCAAAAGUGCCCAACCGAACGAUGGCGGCAAUCUUGUCGGCCACACAGACUUAAAAGAUUCUCUUCUGGAAGGCAUGAAGCAAGGCUUUCAGGAAAUUGCAUCAAUGCUGCAAUCAGCUCAUGGUGCAAAACGCUCUGUAGUUGACUCAGAUAGCGAAAAUUCGAGUUCUGAGACCCAACAGCGUGUUUCACGCUCGAAGAAACACAAAGGCGCUCGUUUUGACUUGAGCGAUUUUAGUGCAUCUGGCUCGUCGGAUAUUGACGUGGAUGCAGAGUUAGCUGCACUCUUGAAGGAAAGCAGUCCAGAUCCUUCACAGGAAUUAAAACAAAAAGGAGUUCUUGACGAUAUACUCCAAGAGUUUGAGCUGGAGGAAGCUUUUUCCGCUCCAGUGGAUACUAAUUUGGCCUCCAUUGUAAACAAAUUAGCGAGGUCAAAGAUGUCUGAUGACAAGUUGAAAGAAAAACUUAACAAGUACAAUCGUCCUCAGAAUUGUGAGAAGCUGAUUACACCCAAGGUGAACAGCGAAAUUUGGGCUAAAAUUAGCUCCUCAACAAGAAGCAGAGAUGUAAAGCUUCAAAAAAUCCAAACUAUGUUGAUGAAAGCGACAACUGUGCUUGUCGGACUCGCUGAUAAGCUCGUUAAAAACGAAAAAGAUAACUCGACAGUUAAGUCAAUGUUUGAUAGCAUUGCUUUUAUAUCUCAUGCUAAUAUUGAGAUAAGCCACAGACGCCGAGAUUUUAUAAAGCCUGAUCUGAAUAAGGCAUAUCAGCAGAUUUGCUCUGAUCAAGUUGAGAUAACUGAUAACUUGUUUGGCGAUGACCUACCCCAAAAGAUUAAGGAUAUCAACGCGACUAAUAAAGUCGGAAAUACUUUACUUGACAAGAAGAAGCACAGCAAGUCAUAUCAUUAUGACAAUCGUAAGCACUAUUCGUCAAAAAACGAAGGGAGGUCUGGGUGGAAGACCCAGACCAGUUACAACAAAUAUCAGAACAGCCAGAGGCAGUACAAUUACCCCUCAAAGAAGAAGGAGGGGGAGAAAGGACAAAAAUAAAUACCCAGGUCAGUAGGACUGUGGUUGAACAGGAAGUGCAAGCAAUGCCAUUUAAAGCUGGUAGAAUUCACAGUUUUAUUAAUGAAUGGGAAGCUAUAACUAGUGAUCCUAACAUACUUGCUAUUGUCAGAGGCUGUACGAUUGAAUUUAAAGGUGCUCCUCCUUAUCAGUUAAAAACACCUAAGCCUCUCAAAGUAAC
Molecule: messenger RNA, 1414 nt
Organism: Exaiptasia diaphana
Lineage: Eukaryota; Metazoa; Cnidaria; Anthozoa; Actiniaria; Aiptasiidae
Exons: 1
Coding region: 1-1215 (404 amino acids)
Source: RefSeq, a predicted model, not a curated record